This is a messenger RNA of Calliphora vicina (urban bluebottle blowfly), 3861 nucleotides long. RefSeq names its product Malvolio (gene Mvl). The transcript is spliced from 12 exons. The record is from RefSeq and is a predicted model, not a curated record. NCBI's taxonomy places the organism in Eukaryota, Metazoa, Arthropoda, Insecta, Diptera, Calliphoridae. Gene Ontology annotation, cellular component: apical plasma membrane. Gene Ontology annotation, biological process: metal ion transport; manganese ion homeostasis; response to manganese ion. Bases 342 to 2138 code for a protein of 598 amino acids. Gene Ontology annotation, molecular function: iron ion transmembrane transporter activity; cadmium ion transmembrane transporter activity; manganese ion transmembrane transporter activity.
AUGAAAAAAACAAGUGUUACUCUUUUUGUGCUGCAAUAAAUUAAGGUUUAAUUUUGAAUUUUUGUUAACAAAGGCAACCAACGAUUUUUUUUUAUUGUAAAAGAACGAGAAAAGUACAACAUAUUUGCAAUAAAGAACUGCCAACGUCUUCAAUUCAAUAAAAAUAAUCAACGCUAAAUACUAAGGCAAACGUAUUGAACAACACCAACAAUAAUAAGAAAAUUUAAUAAAAAUAAAUACAACAACAACAUCUACUAUUUACAACAAAGUGUUCUAAAUUAUUUUAUUUAAAAGACAACAAUUAAACAACCCUCAAAAAUUUUUACUUCAAACGUACGAGUAUGUCAUCAAAUGAUGCCUAUAAUCGCAGUGAAGAACAAAAUGGAGGCAAUGGUUCGGUUGCAUCAUUUAGCGGUAGCACAGCGCCGAGCACAAGCAAACAAGACACACAGGCACCGCAACAGAUAGUACCGAAUGAAGAGACACAUUUAAGGGGCGGUUCAAAGCAGGCAUAUUUCAGUGAUGAAAAAGUUUUGAUACCCGAAUCAGUACAGAUGGGUUUCAGUUGGCGCAAAUUAUGGGCCUUCACAGGGCCCGGUUUUCUAAUGUCAAUUGCGUAUCUUGAUCCGGGUAACAUUGAAUCUGAUUUACAAAGUGGUGCAGCAGCAAAAUAUAAAAUUCUCUGGGUGUUAUUGUGGGCGACCGUGUUGGGUUUACUAAUGCAACGCUUGGCUGCAAGACUGGGUGUUGUAACUGGCCUUCAUUUAGCUGAGAUGUGCUAUCGUCAGUAUAAAAGAGUACCACGUUUUAUUUUAUGGAUUAUGAUUGAAAUUGCCAUCAUUGGUUCCGAUAUGCAAGAGGUCAUUGGUACGGCAAUUGCCAUAUAUUUACUAUCGAAUAAAGUGGUGCCUUUGUGGGGCGGUGUACUGAUAACAAUUAUCGACACAUUUACGUUUUUGUUCUUAGAUAAAUAUGGUCUGCGAAAAUUGGAAUUUCUAUUCGGUCUUCUUAUCACUGUUAUGGCUGUGACAUUUGGCUAUGAGUACGUGGUUUCGGCUCCCAAUCAAGGUGAGGUUUUGGAAGGUAUGUUUGUGCCCUGGUGUAAAGAUUGCAACUCAGAAGUUUUACUGCAGGCAGUAGGCGUAGUGGGUGCAGUUAUUAUGCCACACAAUUUAUAUUUACAUUCAGCUUUGGUCAAGUCUCGUGAUGUUGAUCGUCGUCAGCCCCAAAAAGUACGCGAAGCUAAUUAUUAUUUCUUCAUUGAAGCUUCGGUCGCCUUGUUUGUUUCAUUCAUUAUCAAUUUAUUUGUGGUGGCGGUCUUUGCCCAUGGCAUGUAUGGUAAAACCAAUAAUGAUGUGCUACAAAUUUGUCAAAAUCAAAGUAUGUAUGAAGAUGCCAAACAUUCAUUUGUGGACAAUCAAAAUGGAACUGCCAUCAUUGAUGCGGAUUUAUACAAGAGUGGUUUGUUUUUGGGCUGCACAUUUGGUGUGGCCGCCAUGUAUAUUUGGGGUGUGGGCAUUUUGGCCGCUGGUCAAUCAUCUACCAUGACUGGUACCUAUGCUGGCCAGUUCUCCAUGGAGGGCUUUUUGAAUUUGCAAUGGCCACGCUGGCGUCGUGUUUUGUUCACCCGUUUGAUUGCCAUUGUGCCCACCUUUUUCUUGGCUCUAUUCAGUAAAAUGGAAGAUUUAACAAAUAUGAAUGAUAUUUUGAAUGCGGUUAUGUCGCUGCAACUGCCGUUUGCUGCCAUACCAACGAUAGCAUUUACGUCGUGUGCGGCUAUAAUGGGUGAAUUUGUUAAUGGAAUUGCCAAUAAAAUUAUUUCAAUAUUAUUGACAAUUGUUGUUAUUGCUGUUAAUUUAUAUUUUGUUAUUAAUCAAGUUGAGGCUUUAAAAAUUGAAGGUGGAAUUUUAGCUGUAGUUUGUAUAUUUGCCAUUUUAUAUUUAUUAUUUAAUUUAUAUCUUGUGAUACAUAUGGCCGCAUGUAUGGGCAAUAAAACUCUUAUGAAUAGUCGGUGGGUCCAAAAAUAUGUUCUACCCAGCCAAAAUAGUUUUUCAAUUAAGAAUGCCAAUUCCACCUACGCAAGAAUUGCCUCAAAUCCAGAUGCAGAAAUUGACAUCAACAAUGAUGACGAUGCGUAGCCAUUACUGCGUAAUGUAGACACAGAUGACAGUGAUGAUGAAGAUGAUGAUGAUAACUGCAUUAACAUUAAUAGUAUUAAAAUACUUGCCAAUGGAACAUCACAUGUCAUUAGCUAGCAUCCAUUGAUAUUCAAAACUACAAACAAUAUUAUAAUACAAAUAAUUCUAAACACAUUUGAAACAAAAUUCAUGAGAAAUCUAGAUAAACUCUAUAUAAAUUUAAUAACAACACCAAAGGUAUAAAAGAUAAUAAUAUUUAACAAACAUAUUGAUUGGCAGACUAAUAAUGAUUAGUUGAAUACGUAAUUGUGAAAAGAAAAUACUUAAUUUUAUUAAAAGUAAAUUAAAAAGUAAAACAAUAAUUACAUAUAUUUAGGUUUUAAAAAUAUUGUAGAUAAGAACAAAUUUGGUUAUUAAUUACUAUUUUAUUUAAAAUUUUUAAAUUAAUGAAUUCAUUUUUUAAAUAUGAUUAUGCUCUCUAACUAUUGCAAUUGUUUAAAAAUGUUAUUGGCAGCCAGAAUAAGUGAGCAGGAAAAGCAAAAAAUUUGAAACUUCAAAAUGUAAAUUUUAAACUUCAACACUUUUAUAAAAAAAUAGUCUGAAAUAAUAAUUUUUAAUAUUCGUAAUAACAUCUGCAGCCCUUAUUUUAAUUUGCGAUUUGUCACGUUCUUAAUAUUCUGGCCCGAUUAUAAUUAUUUUAGUUACAAUGGGGAUUGUUUUAUUUUUUUAUUUUGUUUUAUUUUUCUUAAGUAAUCAAAAUUUGGUGCCUAAGUUUAAACAAAAAUUUUAAUUAAUAAUUUAAGCUUUAAUGCAAAACUAUAAAUCUAUUUUCAAAUUGAUUUACUUCAUUUCUUAAAUAGCAACCCUCGUAUAACCAUGACAUGAAAUCAAAUAAUGUUUUUAACUUUGUAAAUUAUGGAGUAUUUUUGAAUAGAGAUGAAUCUUUUGUUUUUUUUUGUCAUUUUAAAAAUUUCUUUUGCAUUAUUUUUUAUGACAUUCGUUCACCUCUAUUUAUUUAUGCUCUGCUAUAAAUGUUUUCUCGAAAUUUCUCGAAAUUCUUUUUACACACUUUUCUAUGCAUUUUCAAAAUUUAUUUUAUUUUUGCAAUAAUUUCUUAAACUACUUGUAGCAAAAGGCUGUGAAAUUUUUUUCAAAAUAUCCUAAAAACAAAACUAAAUCAAGUACUUGAAAGGAAUUAAAUUGUUUAUUAAAUAUUUUCUCUAAUUAAUUACAUACCUACUUAAACAUCACAUUUACAAAUUGUUUUACUUAAGACAUUAACAGGCUGAUUUUAUAAAAUUGUUUAAGACAUUCGAUUCGGUUUAAUUAUUUCCAAAUUAAAUUCUUUUUAACAUUUGAAUUGUGGACAUAAAAACUAAAUUUUUAAAAAAUAUUUUUUUCAUUUUAUAAAAACUGUCUGUAAACUAGUUAAAAACUAAAUUAUAAUUUACUUAAAAUUUGUUUUACAUAUGUAUUUUUAUUUUUUAAAUUUAAGUUAUAAUUUGAAUUAAGUAUUUUAUUUUUAAAUUGGUUACGCAUCUAGCAGCAGUAGUGCAAUGAUGCUUUUUUGUCUCAUCAAAUAAUUAUUUUCAAAUUAAAACAUCACAUUAAAAGAAUACAAAGUUUUAUAAUUGAAAUUCAAUUAAGCUAUAGCUAAAUAAUAGUAAUAAUAAUGAAUAAAAUGUGUAUAAUAAAACAAUAUUUAAAAAAAAAAUUAAUAAAA